GUGACCUUAUACUGGCACUUCGUAUCCUUAAUUAUGAUUUUGGUGUUAAUAUGUCUCAUAUUUCUACUCCCUCCAACACUAAUAAUCUCCGAGGUCAUAGCAAGAAAGACGACAAACCGCGAUUUAAACUUAAAGUGGGGUCCCGCUUUUCUCAUCGAGAAGUCAAUGACUGGAAUGCCUUAACCGAACAAGUGGUAUCAGCGCCAUCAGUGAGUAUUUUGUAGAAGCUGAACCGAACCAAUCACAAUUGCGAUAGCUAGCUUGAACGUAAGGAGUGAAAUUCAAACGUAUUCGGAAUUAUACACUAUUAACGUCUAGUCUUGAAUGUCAGAUUAUGUCAAACUAACACUUGAUUUAUCAAUAAUUAUUGUUAGUCACUUCCAUUAUUAAACGUAUGUGCCUAUUAGUAAGCUCUUUUCUUUUCCAGACUCUCAUACUACUCUUCACACCUCAGCACGUAUGCGUAUAUUCAAGCUAGAUAAAAACUUCCCAGAGUGAACGAUACAUCCGUUGUAAGAUUUACGUGGUCUAUACGCUGGAUAUGGUGAAAUACGCAGUCAGUGACGUUUGUAUCUUAGCGAUCCACGACUCAUGUGACUCCUAUGCAAACCAUAUUAUAAAUAAUUAUUUAUAAUAUGGUUUGCAUGGGAGUGCUUUAAAGCACCGAAUGUUAUGUAUUAUAAUGUUGGGAAUUAAUGGGACCGAUCUGUACAGAGCGUUAGUGCAUACCUUGGAAAUUUCUUAGAAUAACUGGAUCAUUUUUUCAUCUCAUCUUAAAAUCAUAGGGUUUAUCAUAGUCUGGUAGUUUUGCGUUCAGCAUCAAAUGCAUCCAUAUAAUUCAGAUAGUGUGAAUGGACUUGGUCGGAAUAGAAGUUUUCUAACUAGGCUCCAUUUUUAGUACCAAUGGAUCCCUUUUGCCUCAAAGUAGAGAUCUAUGGGUCUCGUAAUUAUAAGUUCGUGUUAAAAAAACAGAAAGGAAUUUUCGAUAAACCAAUGUGGGGUACUAUUCUGAGUCCUCAAGUAAAAAUUAAGCGUUUUCGUAAAAGACAUUGAGGGGCUGCCCAGACCACUUUAAAUGCGAAGAAUCCCAAAAUAUGACUUCUCCUGAGGAGCAGAAUGUAUGCCUUUGAUUUGAUCUGCUAUUCCGCACAUCUGACCUACGAAUGUCCCCUCUACGUUUUGUAUCGAAGUUGAAGUUAGGUAAUUGCUUCAGGGAACGUUAAAUGAGAUUUUGUGAUUUUAGUCACUUUGAGGUAGCGUUUCAGUAUUAUUUAUUUCAAGAGGUAUUAACGCAGUAUUUUUAAACUUUGAAUACUUUACAAAAAGGUUCAUUUGGAGAGUGAAAGAGAAAACAUCAUUCUCUUGUUAAUUGAGGCUUCACAGAACUGUAAAACUAUGUCAAAACGCUUACUUUCUAAGCGGCAAAAAUACUCGUCAAAGUUAAUAGUGAAAGGUUGGCUCUGACAGCAUCUUCAUCGAAGUUAACGUACAAUUCUAGAUCAUAAGAAACCAAGACACUUAAAUCGUUUCCUAAUAAUGACUAUUAAUAAAGAAUUAUUUUUUGUACGUGUGUUUUACAUUAUCCCACUGAUGGAUUACCCACCAGAGUUAGAUGUUGAUUCAUUGCUAUCUCAUUCUCGAAGUCGAGUUGGAUAUUACUACAGCGCUAAUCUAUCUUGGUUUUAGACCUCUUUCCAAAACAUUACAUCAUCUGCAAAAAGUUCUUCAUUCAACUUUAUUUUAUGUAGUGUUUAAUUUGUUAAGAACUAAGGCGCCUCCACGUUGCUUAUACUAAUAUCAGUCUUGUUGAUUCUAAUGAGGAAUCCUGUCUGUUUUCUUGAUUUAGAUUAUUGACAAAUUGCUUAAUAGACUGCCAGUAUGGCCUGCCGAAAAUGACGCCUAGCUUAGCUCUUUAUGGAUCUACUGUUAGCUCUGGUUUACAAAGAUAUGGCGUAAAGUUGUAAUAGAAAAUUUUGCUAAGGAGAAAUGGCACACUAUGAAACUUUAUGACAGGUCCAGUUCUCCAAAGCAGCAUGUGUUGUAAAAGCUUUUAAAAUCUUUUAGUAAAUCAAUAAAUUCCCAGAGGUCCUUUACUUUUAGAAAUCUCGAUUUUCGGGUGGACUUGGACGUUGUAGCUUUUCGGAAGUCCGUGCUCAUUCUAAUCAGCAAUCAAGUUCAGCUUUGUACGUUGGCUUCAAUCUAUACUGUUUAAGGUAAUAAUAAUAACCGCUGCAUAAACCGAAGUUAGGUUCAUAUUUGGAACCUGGUGGUUGAACGUCAAGUGUUUUAAAUCCACUUCAUAUUUGCUAGGUGCAUAAUGAUCCUAAGACUUAUUCAACUAUGUACUGUCAGGUAUUAGGGAUGGAUCAUUUAGAUCUAAUUACUACUUUACCUGUUUAGAACUACGUAUUUUCUCUGGUGAGUUAGUCAUAAUAAUUUGAAGAAUCCCAAUUUUCCUAUUACAUAGAAGAUUUUGUCCGUUUUGGGUAAAUUUUGGGGAAACCGCAAUAGAAAACUUUAAGGAAAUGACACAAAAACCCCAAAAUUCCCUGAGGUCUGGGGAAAAUCCCUAAAAUGUUUGAGGAAAUUUAGGGUUUUCCCAAAUGUUUUCACAGAAUCUUAUAACACUUAGAUUCUUCCCUAAAAUUUGGAGAAAAGUACCAUAUUCCGGUUAUAUACUAUCCUAGUUGUGGGAGCUGUUAGAUAUGUUAACUCUGUACUUUUAAACCAUUGGCACCUGCACCAUAAAUCUCUAUGGAGAGGUGGGUUGCUCAAUUUUUUCAGUCGACAUUCUUAACCCCAUUAUAUUUUAGUAAUUCAAAAUCAUUGGAUAUACCAGUCAUUCGCUAAAAACACUGCUUCUGGUUAUAUUCCAGUAUAGUUGUCAGUAAGACAUUUCCAUCAGACUUUAGGUUAUAUAUUUUUGAUCUUCUUGCUAUUCGACCGACCUAUCCGGCAUACUAAAACCGGAAGAAACAAUUGUCCCAGCCUAUACAGCCUAAUCGUGCCAUCACGGUAGAUUGGCUCAACCACCAAGUUGAAACAGCAAUUACGUUUGGAAACCACCAAUGAGGACAUCUGGCAUCUUGUAUUUUUAAUCACUUUCUCGUGGUUGUCCGGUAGACAUAAAUUGGUUAGUUUUUUAUUAUGUAAUUUUCUUGUAAUUUAGCAUUUCCAAACUAUAUUAAAGAGAAUAAAUAACUCAAGAUAUCCACAGUAGAUGUUAAUGACAUUUAUCUAUUAGCACUAACCUAACUUGUAAUAAAUCACCCUAGUUUUAUUUGAUCAUUUGGAAUAAACAUUAAAGAUUGCUUUUUCUGGUAUAUCAAGUUAAAAAUUUAUUUACUUCCGUGCUUUAUAAGUAUUUACUUUUUCCUUAAAUUCUAGUUUCGGCUCAUGGAAAAACCACCUCUCAGCAGCUCUUCGUUGGGAUUUCCAAUAGGCGUAAUACAAAUUCCGGUGUCAUUGUCUGGUCUUACUGAAGUGGAUGUUAAUGGUUUGCCUAGAUUACCCGUAUCAGUGACAUGCUAUGCAAGGUUUCGUCGGUUAUUACAUAUCAAACAUCAUAACUUGUGUCAGUAUCUCGAUGUUGUCAGAGGGAAGGGAGAAAUACUAUCAGUUGUCUGUGAGUACUACAGCACAAGUUUUUCUAACUUCAGUAGUCCUGUCACUGACGUUAAUUGGUUAUCCCAACGCUUUAGUGAAUGUCUGUCUGCCUUAUCUUUUAUGAAUGACAAUGGUUUAGGGCACUGUUGUUUGACUCGUGAUAUGAUUAUGCUUGAUUCUGGUGGAUGUGUAAAAAUUGGAGGCUACGGAAUUUAUUAUGCUACAGAUUGGGGAAAUAUAGCUGAUUUCACCUUCCCCAGUCUCAUGUACUCUGCUCCUGAGGUAUUUUUAUUUUUAUACAAUCAAGCCAAUAAUUCAUGUCAACCAGAACGUUCAACAAAAUCUGAUAUGUGCUGGACAAAUAUAAAAGCAGACAUAUGGUCUUUAGGCGUCAUAUUUUUUGAGACAAUAUUCGGUAGGGAAUUCACUAAUCCAUUACUUAAACUUCGGAGUGAAAAUAUGAAAGAAGGUGGAAUAAUUUCCUUGUAUCUAAGGGGUCUUUGUCAGGCGAAUGAAUAUCCAACAUUACCCGAAUUUUUACAACUUCAUCUGAAUGUUAUAUCUGCUGACCUGGACAUCUUGGUUCAGCUUAUUCAGUGUUGCUUAAAGUUCGAUGCAAUAAAGCGACCUAAUCCUAAAUGUCUUAUGAAACAGAUCAACGAAUUAUUGAAAACUGAUUGUUACAUAUCUUCCGAUAUAAGUGGUGACAAAUAUUCAACUUCCUGGUGUAGGAAAAUAUCUAAUCAUCCUAAGAGACGUGAAUUUCAUCCUCAAUUAUUCAGUUUGGAUGAUAACAAAAAUAAUAUUUUAAAAGCUUAUAAUUUUAUUAACAGUAUUGAAAAUUUAUCAGAACUUUAUUACUAUUGGAUGUUAACCGGUGGUAAAAUUCAUGCUACAUUAAAAGGUCAUACAGAUUCAAAAAGUAUUAUUGAUAAUUAUCAUCAUAACAGUUUCAGGCAAGAAUCAAUAAAAGAAAAAGAAACAUUAAUUGGUGAGAAUUCUCAAUGUUUAUUACCUCCAGUCUUGAGAAUUCCACAUUAUCUUGCUAUAGUACAAUCAAAUGCUACACGUGCAAUAUCUUCAAAAGAACAAUGGCCGCUAGGUGAAAUGCCACAGCCACGUACAUUUCAGUUCCAAAUUACACCACUUUCCAAUGAAUGUUUUAUUGAACGUAUAUCGCAUACGUCUCUUCAUCAUUUAUAUCCCCUAUUAAUUUGUCAAGAUUUAAAAAUUAGUUCCACAGGAAAUUCAAAUGUUUAUUCUGCCUUGUACUCAGUUAAUAAUAAUAGUACUAAUCAUGUUAAUACUUCAUCUAACAGUUUAAUACCAAGUGAAUGUACACAUAUGAUUCCUAAUUCACCCUUGUUUGAAGUGACUGAGAAACUUUCAGAUUCUUCAGAUUCAUUAUGCAAAAAUGAUUUAACCUGUAUUACCGGUAUUGAUUGGAGUAUGCCAUUUACAAAUAAUCAGUAUGAAUCAAUAUCACAACAACCAUUAUCAGUUAGAGAAACUGAUGUGGAUUAUCAAAUUUAUCGAACACGUUUAUUUACGCGAAUAAUAAAUGGACUACCCGCAACUAAACAAUAUCUUCGUUUAGAAGCACGUAAAGAUAUACCACCAUUUUUACGUUGGAAGGUUUGGGCUGCUUUACUCAACGUUUAUCCCAAUCGGGAUUUCGAAUCAGCUUACCUGAAGGCAUUGCAUAAAAUCAAUAAGCUUGGCUUGGACGUAACACCUAUAAAUGAAUUAAAUAAUAAUAAUAAUAAUAAUAAUAAUAAUAAUAAUAAUAAUAAUAAUAAUAAUAACCUUAGUUGUGAUCUCUUGGAUGAAAAAGUCAUUAAUCAAAUAUCAGUUGAUUUACCACGUUGUCAUGCUUAUGAUCCAUUGUUGGCAUCGUCUAUUGGGCAAUCUGUACUUCGUCGUGUUCUACUAGCGACUUUAUUAAUGAAACCUGGUGCAUUGGAUUAUACUCAGUCGUUAGGACUAGAAAAGAUUUGUACAAUUUUGUCGAAUUUCCCCGAUAUUAAUUUGGAUAAAUGUAGAACAGAUGCUUUAAAAUUAGCAUUGGCUACACCUCGAAGCUUAACAACUUGGUCGAUUCCCAAUAGACAGUAUUUAAAUCAGAAAUUUAUGGAAAAUGAAGAAUUAGAAGUUGAAAACCUGAAUUCCAAAGGAAACGAACCAUCAACUUCUGAUUUCUAUGAACGUUUAAAAUCACAGAAUGCAUGGCCAGAUCAUUUAGAAUAUGAUUUUACAGAAUCACUAGAAUAUUCUGAUAUCGAUGUUGCAUCAAAUGUUUGUGAAAAACUAAAUAUAUCGUCGAAUGCUUUUAAAUUGGUCCCAUUACUCAGUUUUAAAGAUGCUGUGGUGCAUGUGAAACGUCCAGAUUGUCUAGUUUUAGAUGUACGUAAUAUCAAAGAAUAUAACAGAUUCCAUUUGCCUAACAGUAUUCAUUGUGGGAUUUCCAGAUCAGUAAUGCUAGAUUCCUCAUUAAUAGGAACCGAGGAAAGCAGCGAUAUAUCUUCAACAACCACUAGCUCUUACAAUACUUUCUCUCCAGAAAACUGGGAGGUGAUUGACUAUCCAAGUGGUAAUCGUAAUCGACCACAAAUCAUACCAGAGUUUUUAGCCUUUCUUAUAAAUCAAAAACUAUGGCAUCAGACAACACAAGCUAGACAGUUAUUAAAUAUUAAAUCAAGUCAUGGAGUCACUAAGGAAUCAGUCAAUACAGUAACACCAUAUUCACCUGGGCUCUUAAUUGUAUGUGGCAACGACGAGCGUCUUUGUUGGGAUCUGGCGUUUUGGCUCAUAAAAUGUGAUAUUGAUCGUGUUUGUAUACUUUUUAGUAGUAACGACAGUAUAUCAGACUUCAUAAACUUAUGUUCUCAAUAG
Schistosoma margrebowiei is the source of this 6498-nucleotide messenger RNA. Lineage: Eukaryota; Metazoa; Platyhelminthes; Trematoda; Strigeidida; Schistosomatidae. The record is from the annotation of a GenBank genome assembly.